AUGUUACCACUGCACACAGAGAGAGAAACAGAGACAGAAGGAGAAACAGAGACAGAGACAGAGACAGAGACAGAGACAGAGACAGAGACAGAGACAGAGACAGAGACAGAGACAGAGACAGAGACAGAGACAGAGACAGAGACGCACACACAUUCACAAAGAGAGAGGAGAGAGCGGUUGUUCCAUUUCUUGUGGUACAACAGGACCGCGUCGCUUCGUCUCGUCGCAGCGCGCGGGUCAGUGGAGGUUGACCAGGAGUUGGCGCGCUUGCGCAAACAGCAGGCAGAGUUGCAGCGCCGCCGCGAAGCUCGCCAGGCUGCACUCAAGGCGAGCAGUGCCGCUACGACCACUAGCACCGCUGCCAAAGGCGUUGCGUCAGAAAGCACGGCCACACGCAGUGCUACUCGCGACGAUACUCGUUCACGCCGCACUGUUCAAGGCAAUUCAUCCUCUGACCGUGCCGACACAACUGCAACUACAAAGCCUCCCAGUGGGGAGCCAAGCAGCACCGCAGACUCAACGACCCCUGCCGCGGAGACCAAAACCACCGCGUCACCCCGGGACACCCAGGAUGAGGAGCUGGCUCGAGCGACCGAGCAGAAGCGCAAAGAAGCGGACGAGCGACGCGCCAAUCUUGAACGUCAGCUUGCCGAGGAGCAAGCCGCACUUGAGCGCAAACGAGCCCUCCUGGCUCGCCGACACGAGCGCCGAGAUGCGCUUCAACAAACCAACGACUCGCCGACACGCCCGCCCCAGUCGCUCACUCUCGAGCGCUCCGCGUCGGCCGAUGCUGCCAAAGACCGCGAAGAGGAGGAUCCAGGAGAGUCAACGCCAUCUCCUCGUCAAAAGCGGGUUACUUUCGCCGAGAUCCUGGUCGAGGAGAACCUUUUCACGCCGCCAAGUAGCCACGAAGCUUCGAUGAUUAGCGUGUCCGAUGGGUCGGAUCGCAACUUCAGCUCACCGCGUGCUACCACAGGCCAGUCCGCCGGGGCCACCCCUCUCAAGGCCGUCACCUCCGUUUCUGCCUCACAUCGCGAGCCCUCCAGCCUGGAUGGUCACAGCACCCCUCAAACCACGGCUUCCAGUUCCAAAACCGCCGACAACAGCAAUGACCCGGAUGACGAUGACCUGGAUGCCCUUUUUGCCGCAGCGGAGCAAGAACUCCACGGGAAGUCUAGCCGUCAGCUGAAUUUGGAAGACAUGUUAGAUGACGCAGCGCUUGACGAGACUUCCAUACAUACAACGUCUACUCCCACCAAGAGUCACUCUUCGCAGGACCGGGCGGUGGAUGAGGAUGAAGACGAUGGCUUGGACCCAAGUCAAGCCGUGCGCAGUCGUCUUAACCCCGUCACGACGAAGAGCUCUGGUGCCUCAUCAGCCCCAAGCAGCCAGGACUGGCGGACUGAAGUGGAAACGAAUAAGGAGAAGCAGCGCAGUGCCAAAGUUCAAGCCAAAGCUGAUUUGGAGGCGGCUGUGGCACACAUUCAAGAUCCAGCCGAGCGACGCCGGGCCAUACGUGAGCAAAAGCGUAAUCAAAAGCGCCAAGAAGUGGGCCGUGACGCAGAAAAAUUGCAAAAGAGCGAGGCAAGCGUCCUCAGCCGGGCUCACAAUCUAGAUGAAGUGAUUCUCAAGGAGGGGGGUCCACAAUUACCACACACGCCAGAGAAGAUCUCAAUGGUGUCCGGUAGUCCCGAGACGCACCGUGCCCAUGUUGGCCGCAAGGUCAAACGCCACCUCUCUGCCGAGCAGCGACUGCGCUUGGAGGUUGAUGAACUGUUGAAGGAGAUGGACGACGAAAUUCAUGAUGAAGCAGCAGAAGCGGCUCUGCUGGAGGGUAUCUUCGACGAUGUAAUUCCUGAGGAGGAAGACACGCCCGUGGAGCGUCUGCAUCAGGUUCUCAAGGACGGGCAAGAACAUCUUGUUGAUCCACGCGCCUCGCCACGGUCUCGCGCCAGCCACGAAGCUAGCCCGUCGCCCCCGCGCUCUGCUGACACAAAGCCCAGGCCACCCAUCUCCGAUGACGUUGGGGCGAGCCCCACCCUGAGUCGCACACAGCAUGAACCACCCACCGUCCCCAAAGCCACGCCGGUGGAUGUUGAUCAGCAAGGUGGCGUGCCCGACAAGGUUGCGGGUUCUCAGCCAACCCGAGGUGCCUCAAGCACUAAACUGGAGGCGGUUUCGACCUCCAAACCGGCCCUAUCCGCGACUAGAGAGCGAGCGAGUGAUGAUGAUUCUCCCCUCCAACGGGACGCGCCUGCCAAGCAGAACAGACCUGCCGUUCUCAAUGAGGCAGAAUCAGAGCUGGCAGCUUUGGAAGCACGGAGGUUGGCUCGUGCCGAGGCACGGGCUGCACGCCGUCGCGCCGCCGAAGCGGGGACGAACGCAGCGUCCGAUCAAGCAGCCAACUCUUCAGCGCCUGCUUCAGCCUCCAAUGUCGUGCGAGGUUCAGCAAAAUCUGCCUCCCCGGCCGCCUCGGCCCGUACCCCGAAUCAGAACAGCGCACGUGAGAGCGAUGCCAAGCACGCCACCGUCCGUGACGCGCCUGUGAAUCAGACUGCACACUCCAGAGAACGCCAGGCUGACCGCGCAUCAGCGCCCCACCACGCUCGAACCCUCCACCUGAAUGAGAGUACCACCGAUGCUACGGACACGGAUGAUGCCCCGAGUAUAGACAGCAGCGAUUUUGAUGCCAUCAGCUCAGCUGGUGAGCGAAAUCGCUUGGACAGCGGCGCUGCCAUGUUGAAACGAAAAAUGCUGCGCAACCGCGCGCAAAAAGUGAAGCCACCAUCGCAUCAAGCCCGACAUCAGUUGGCCUCUGACUCUAUGUUUGGUGAGUCAAGCACAGAUGUGGAACCGGAACCGAGCACCAGUGCCGGCAAGAAAAGUGCCUCUCCGCCCGUGGCCGCCAAGCCACGUGGCGAGGCAACAGCCGGGGUUAUUGACCCGCGUAAGCUUUUGCCACGAGAGAGCUAUGAUCGAAGCUCGCGUUCCAACACCGUCAGUGAUCCGACUGGUUCUCGGCGCGCCCAGCGCUUGGCCGAGUCGGCAGCCAAGGCCCGUGGCAUUCAGCACGACUCGGGGGCACAUUCAUUGGCCUUUAUGAUCAACCGCAAAGGAGGAAUCACGGGUGCAGAGGGUCUGCGCAAGACCGGCUUGGACGUCACUCGCAGCUCCGGCUCCAUCAGUCAGCGCCCGGGCCGUGGGUCCACGUGCACCAUUUAUCGCCUCAAAGGCCGGCGCACCAUCACGUGCACCGAGUGCCAGAUCAAGGAUGAAGUCGAGUUGCAUGAUGGUGAUGCUUACGUCAUUGACACAGGCGAUCGCAUCUUUGUGUGGAAAGGCCUGGCGUGCAAUAAACUCGAGUCGGCGCAGGCACAAGCCCUGGCCAUUGAUGUGCGCGACUCAGAGCGCAGUGGCCGUGCUGAAAUGAUUAUGGUAUCGCCCAGCGAGCUCACGGUGGCCGAUGGACAUGGCGGCUCGACCAGCGGUGUUGAGAAAGACUGCUACGAGGCACUCUUGAGUGCGGCAGGCAGCUCUCGCGUUGUGCUGACGGCCAGCGGAGCCGACGAGGCCGACGUGGACGGCGAUUUUGAGGAGAGCAUUGAUACCGCGACGGUCAUUUCGGAAUUGAUGCUUGAGGGUGAGACAGUGGUCGCUUUGGAAUUGGCGCGACGCCGCAGCCACUUGGUGCGAAGCAUGCUGAAGACGGAUCGGUGCUACAUGGUUACAUGUCCCGGAGUGGUAUAUGUGUGGACAGGCCGCCAGGCGCAUGGAAGCCUCAAGCUAGCCGCCAAAGCGCACGGCAAGGCCGAGGCAGGCAAGCAAGAUUUUCAUUAUCGCGCCGCGGUCCAGGGGAUUGAGCCGGCUGCAUUCAAGUUUCUUUUCAUCAAAUGGGACACUGGCAUUGACCUGGGCGUACGCGAGCAGCGCAAUGCCCCACCACUCGAGAGCCAAGCUUUUCGAGCUCGGGCCCUCACUGCCAGUGGCGUGCUUCCCGCUCGCCCAGCCGCUUUUGAGAAUGUCCGAAAGACGCUGGAUCCUCACAAGGCGGUUAAUUCAAAUAACGAGGUGUACGCGUGGCGCGUCUUGCGCGACGGACUUGUCAAGAAUGACUUGCCCGAGGGCGUGGCUCGUGACAAGCUCGAAUACUUCUUGCGCGAAGAGGAUUUUGAACGAGCGCUGGGCUGCACCAAGACCGCUUUUUUCGCCUUGCCAGCAUGGCGUCAGAAGAAUCUGAAGGCAAAAGCUGGGCUGAUCUAG
This is a messenger RNA of Monosiga brevicollis MX1, 4260 nucleotides long. RefSeq lists its product as uncharacterized. Gene Ontology annotation, cellular component: actin cytoskeleton. Gene Ontology annotation, biological process: lamellipodium assembly; cytoskeleton organization. The transcript has 13 exons. The record is from RefSeq and is a predicted model, not a curated record. Gene Ontology annotation, molecular function: actin filament binding. Lineage: Eukaryota; Choanoflagellata; Craspedida; Salpingoecidae. The coding region runs from base 1 to 4260 and encodes 1419 amino acids.